Ictalurus furcatus (blue catfish) is the source of this 1019-nucleotide messenger RNA. RefSeq names its product zygote arrest 1-like (gene zar1l). The record is from RefSeq and is a predicted model, not a curated record. Gene Ontology annotation, molecular function: mRNA base-pairing post-transcriptional repressor activity. Gene Ontology annotation, cellular component: cytoplasm. The transcript has 4 exons. Gene Ontology annotation, biological process: translation. Lineage: Eukaryota; Metazoa; Chordata; Actinopteri; Siluriformes; Ictaluridae. Bases 59 to 982 code for a protein of 307 amino acids.
CACUGAGACAAGCAAUAAAUAAGCAUGCUGGGGCCACGCUAGACAUACAUAUAUCGCGAUGGAAGCCUUAACCUUUUCUACAUAUAACUUUGGCGGCUAUCCUGGCUAUUUUCCUUUAUAUAAUGGGAACCCCAAAUUCAAACCCCAGAGCUGGAACAAAAAGGGCAAUUAUGGUGUCAUGCCCGAGAUUCCUGACUAUUUUGAAAUAUACAAGCGUGCUCAGUUGAAAGCUAUCUUGUCUCAGGUGAACCCGAAUUUAACUCCUCGCCUGCGCAAGGCCAACACCAAAGAGUUCGGGGUUCAGGUGAACCCGAAAGUGAACGCUACAGUGCAGUGCUCUCUCGGACCCAAAACGCUGUUUUAUCGCGAGGACAAGUGGGACUCCCCGAAAAGCAGCAGUCCGCUGAGGAACACCCUUCCCAGCACCCCGGUGAACAAUGUGCGCUUCUCCCGCCCCGUUGCGAUUUACUCGCCGGUGUUUGAUCGCAGGUUUUUCUCAGUGCCAGCCCGCGCAGAUGAACUGGACAAGGAUGCAAAGCUGGCCAGAUCUGAGGAGGAAAACUGCGCAGCGGAAGUGGAGACGCGCGAGACCGAGGCUGAAGAUACCUGGGGGAAAGAGCGUCAGUGCACUGCUUUCCACAGUCACGCGCCUACAAGGUUUAACUUCCAGUUUCUGGAGCAGAAAUAUGGCUACUACCACUGCAGCAAGUGCAAUAUCCGCUGGGAGAGCGCGUACGUCUGGUGCAUCUCUGGAACUUGCAAGGUUUACUUCAAGCAGCACUGCAGAAAGUGCCAGGCUGGACUAAACCCAUACAGAGUGGAAUCAAUUCAGUGUCAGGUAUGUGCACGGACACGCUGCUGCUGUGAGCGGAAGCAGAGGCACAUUGACAUUCGUCGUCCUCACCGCCAGGACUUGUGUGGCCGCUGCAAGGGCAAGAGGCUGUCCUGCGACACCACUUACAGCUUCAAAUACAUUGUCUGACUGUCUAACCAAUCUUUUAUAUUGAUGCCGAUGAACU